Mizuhopecten yessoensis (Yesso scallop) is the source of this 9085-nucleotide messenger RNA. Its product is annotated as fibrillin-2-like. Gene Ontology annotation, biological process: cell communication; Notch signaling pathway. The record is from RefSeq and is a predicted model, not a curated record. Lineage: Eukaryota; Metazoa; Mollusca; Bivalvia; Pectinida; Pectinidae. Gene Ontology annotation, molecular function: calcium ion binding; Notch binding. The transcript is spliced from 11 exons. Bases 1 to 8745 code for a protein of 2914 amino acids. Gene Ontology annotation, cellular component: membrane.
AUGUCCGACCCACACAACGCCGGAACUGGGAGCUGUAUCAACACAAAAGUCAGACCAGACACUAACCAGCUCGCCAGUUGUGGAGAUUUACGUGUAAAACAGGCUACCAACCAGUUGGAUUUUGCAUCUACGUACAUUUCAGUUACGGACACGUGGACCUGGAACAAUACGUAUAUUCACGUCGAGGCGAGAGACGCUGAUGAUGGCGAUACGUAUGACGUCAUAGAUACCCUUACGUUAAAAAAGGAUCUGACCCCCGGGUAUUGGGAUCUGUCAAACGCCGCCUCGGUAUCAGUUCUGCUCCAAGAUCACGUCAGGCUGAGCCUAAGGUUGUUGGUCUGGUGUGGCGCCAAUAGGUACGGGAGGAAUUGUGACGUACAGUGUACAGCCAGCGGACAUAGGGCAUGUGACCCAGAUACUGGCGCCACGAUCUGUCAAUCUGGUUACACGGGGAGUGACUGUCACGACAUAGACGAGUGUAAGGAACACUACUGUCACGGACCUGGUACACUUCUCUGUACCAACAGACAUGGGUCCUACCAGUGUGGCUGUAAUACUGGCUGGACGGGGAAAAACUGUUCACAAGAUGUCGACGAAUGUCAACACAAUCCCUGUCAACAUGGCGGUACUUGUAAUAACACAGUCGGAUCUUACAUAUGCACGUGUCACGGAUUUCAUGGCCAUAACUGUGAACGUGACAUAGACGAGUGUCAGCCAAACAAUCCCUGUCAGCACGGAGGCACGUGUCACAACACACGAGGGUCAUACACGUGCUCCUGUCACGGCUUCACAGGACAAAACUGUUCACAAGAUGUCGACGAAUGUCAACAAAAUCCAUGUCAACAUGGCGGUACCUGUAAUAACACUGUUGGGUCGUACACGUGUUCAUGUCACGGAUUUAGUGGACAGAAUUGUGAAAAUGAUAUAAAUGAAUGUACCAACGUAACUUGUCCACACAAAAACGCGCAUUGUGUGAACAAUAUCGGAUCUUACACGUGUCAGUGUAAUACAGGGUGGGCAGGUAGCCAGUGUAAUACAGACGUAGAUGAGUGUAAACAUAAUCCCUGUAAACAUGGAGGCACAUGUCACAACACUGACGGAAAUUUCACGUGUCAGUGUAAUACCGCCUGGACUGGAUGGAGCUGUUCGGAGGAUGUCAAUGAAUGUCAUACUAUACAUAAUUUAUGUCAAAAUGGUGGAACAUGUACCAAUAAUCCCGGCAGGUAUAAAUGUACAUGUAAGACUGGUUGGAAAGGUGUUAACUGCUCGACAGAUAUCAAUGAAUGUGACGAACACGUGUGUAAACACAACGCCACCUGUACCAAUACUGGGGGUGGCUUUAACUGUACGUGUAAAGAGGGUUGGCAGGGUAAUACUUGUGAGCGUGACAAAGACGAAUGUCGUAACAGCCCUUGUCACAAUGGGGCUACUUGUCAAAACAACGCCGGAUCGUAUAGGUGUGUCUGUAGGAGUGGCUGGGCAGGACAUCACUGUGGCGUGGGUAGAGAUGAAUGUAAACUGACAAAAAUGUGUCAUCAUGGAUCGUGUCUUAACACCAAUGGAAGCUACGUGUGUAACUGUGAUAGUGGUUGGGGCGGACAGAACUGUUCAGACGAUACCAAUGAGUGUCUAACCAUUCGCCCCUGUCUUAAUAACGGACAGUGUAACAACACGCCAGGAAGCUACCGGUGUAACUGUACCAAGCACUGGAAAGGCAGAAACUGUUCACAAGAUGUCGAUGAAUGUACAACACAGACACCUUGUCAGCACGGCGGAUCGUGCACUAAUAACGUAGGCGGGUUUACGUGUUCCUGUGUGCAUGGUUGGACGGGAACGAAAUGUGAAACAGACGUAGACGAGUGUAAAAACACGACAAUUUGUACCAACCACGGGGAGUGUCACAACGGUAACGGUAACUUUAGUUGUGAAUGCAUCAAAGGUUGGGAGGGAAAAUUCUGCGAACAUGACAUCGAUGAGUGUCAAAAUGUUCCAUGUCACCAUGGCGGCACGUGUAACAACAAUGACGGUAACUAUACCUGUCAGUGUACGACCGGAUGGACCGGAUGGAAUUGUGAAAUUGAUGUGAAUGAAUGCCUUGAUACUCCAAACGUGUGUAAAAAUAACGCAACUUGUAAAAACAAAAAUGGUAGUUAUGAAUGUAUUUGCAAAUCUGGAUGGAGCGGACAUAACUGCACGAGUUUUUCACAUAUGAUUACAUGUGCAGAACAUCUGUGUAAAAACAACGCCACCUGUUCUGUUACUAAUGGCAGUAUCAGGUGUAAUUGCACUGUUGGCUGGACAGGACACUUUUGUGAAACCGACGUCAACGAAUGCCAACAGAAUCCUUGUCAACACGGCGGCACAUGCCAAAAUACAAACGGUAGCUUUACGUGUGACUGUCCUCAUGGUUGGACGGGCGACCUGUGUGAUACUGAUGUCAACGAAUGUCUCCCUAAUCCUUGUCAACAUGGUGGAAGUUGUCAAAAUUCACAAGGGAGCUUCGCAUGUAGCUGUUCUAACGGUUGGACAGGAAACAAAUGUCAAACUGACAUCAACGAGUGUCAACAUAAUCCUUGCCAACAUCGGGGCACCUGUAACAAUGUAGAUGGUAAUUAUACGUGUCACUGUAGGCAAGGCUGGACGGGUUGGAAUUGUGGCCAUGAUGUAAACGAAUGUCAAAUGACUCCGAAAGUGUGUAGAAAUAACGCGACGUGUCACAAUACCGGUGGUGGCUAUACUUGUUCCUGUUUGUCUGGAUGGAGUGGAGAUAACUGCACAUCUGACGUUGAUGAAUGCGAUAAGCACGUGUGUAAAAACAACGCCACGUGUACCAAUACCGACGGCGGCUAUAAGUGUAGUUGUACCAAAGGUUGGCGAGGGAGUACAUGCGAGGAGGAUAUAGAUGAAUGUUUCUCACACAAUCCUUGUUUAAAUCACGGACACUGCUGGACGGGUUGGAAUUGUGGCCAGGAUGUAAACGAAUGUCAAAUGACUCCGAAAGAGGGUAGAAAUAACGCGACGUGUCACAAUACCGAGGGCGGCUAUACUUGUUCCUGUUUGUCUGGAUGGAGCGGAGAUAACUGCACAUCUGACGUUGAUGAAUGCGAUAAGCACGUGGGUAAAAACAACGCCACGUGUACCAAUACUGUCGGCGGCUAUAAGUGUAGGUGUACCAAAGAAACAUCGAUGGUGCAAGGCUGGACGGGUUGGAAUUGUGGCCAGGAUGUAAACGAAUGUCAAAUGACUCCGAAAGUGUGUCGAAAUAACGCGACGUGUCACAAUACCGAGGGCGGCUAUACGUGUUCCUGUUUGUCUGGAUGGAGCGGAGAUAACUGCACAUCUGACGUAGAUGAAUGCGAUAAGCACGUGUGCAAAAACAACGCCACGUGUACCAAUACCGAUGGCGGCUAUAAGUGUAGUUGUACCAAAGGUUGGCGGGGGAGUACAUGCGAGGAGGAUAUAGAUGAGUGUUUCUCACACAAUCCUUGUUUAAAUCACGGACACUGCAGAAACAUCGAUGGUGGCUACCAUUGUAAUUGUUCAAAAAAUUGGACUGGAAAAAACUGUUCAGAGGACGUCGAUGAAUGUAAAACGGAUAGUAUCUGUCUUCAUGGUGGGACCUGUUUAAAUACUCACGGUGGCUUCGCGUGUUCUUGUGUAAAAGGACGGACAGGAAAUACAUGUGAAAACGACGUGAAUGAGUGUAAUAACAAAGCGAUAUGUAAAAAUGGAGGAAAACGUAUUCAUAUCGUUGAUGGCUUUCCAUGUAAUUGUACUGUUGGAUGGACUGGUGACACGUGUCAAACCGACUUCAACGAGUGUCAAUCUCAUCCCUGUCAACAUGGCGGCACGUGCAUCAAUACCGACGGAAACUUCACGUGUACCUGUCCUCAUGGUUGGACGGGCGACCUGUGUGAUACUGACGUCAACGAAUGUCAUUCUAAUCCUUGUCAACAUGGUGGCACGUGUCGAAAUUCCAAAGGUAGCUUUACCUGUCAUUGUUCUCAUGGCUGGUCAGGCAACAAAUGUCAAACCGACAUCGAUGAAUGUCACCAAAAUCCUUGUCAACAUGAUGGAACUUGUCAAAAUUCCAAAGGGAGCUUCGCAUGUAGCUGUUCUAACGGUUGGACAGGCAACAAGUGUCAAACUGACAUCAACGAGUGUCAACAUAAUCCUUGCCAACAUCGGGGCACCUGUAACAAUGUAGAUGGUAAUUAUACGUGUCACUGUAGGCAAGGCUGGACGGGUUUGAAUUGUGGCCAUGAUGUAAACGAGUGUCAAAUGACUCCGAGAGUUUGUAGAAAUAACGCGACGUGUCACAAUACCGGUGGUGGCUAUAAUUGUUCCUGUUUGUCUGGAUGGAGAGGAGAUAACUGCACAUCUGACGUAGAUGAAUGCGAUAAUCACGUGUGUAAAAACAACGCCACGUGUACCAAUACUGUCGGCGGCUAUAAGUGUAGGUGUACCAAAGGUUGGCGGGGGAGUACAUGCGAGGAGGAUAUAGAUGAAUGUGUCUCACACGAUCCUUGUUUAAAUCACGGACACUGCAGAAACAUCGAUGGUGGCUACCAUUGUAAUUGUUCAAAAAAUUGGACUGGAAAAAACUGUUCAGAGGACGUCGAUGAAUGUAAAACAAAUAAUAUCUGUCUUCAUGGUGGUACCUGUUCAAAUACUCACGGUGGCUUCGCGUGUUCUUGUGUAAAAGGAUGGACAGGGAAUACAUGUGAAAACGACUUGAAUGAGUGUAAUAACAAAGUCAUAUGCAAACAUGGAGGAAUAUGUAAUAAUAUCGGUGGUGGCUUUACAUGUAAUUGUACUGUUGGAUGGACUGGUGACACGUGUCAAACCGACAUCAACGAGUGUCAAUCUCAUCCCUGUCAGCAUGGCGGCACGUGCAAUAACACCGACGGAAACUUCACGUGUAACUGUCCUCAUGGUUGGACGGGCAACCUGUGUGAUACUGACGUCAACGAAUGCCACCCUAUUAAUCCUUGUCAACAUGGUGGCACGUGUCGAAAUUCCAAAGGCAGCUAUACCUGUCAUUGUUCUCAUGGCUGGUCAGGCAACAAGUGUCAAACCGACAUCGAUGAAUGUCACCAAAAUCCUUGUCAACAUGGUGGAACUUGUCAAAAUUCACAAGGGAGCUUCGCAUGUAGCUGUUCUAACGGUUGGACAGGCAACAAGUGUCAAACUGACAUCAACGAGUGUCAACAUAAUCCUUGCCAACAUCGGGGCACCUGUAACAAUGUAGAUGGUAAUUAUACGUGUCACUGUAGGCAAGGCUGGACGGGUUGGAAUUGUGGCCAUGAUGUAAACGAAUGUCAAAUGACUCCGAAAGUGUGUAGAAAUAACGCGACGUGUCACAAUACCGAGGGCGGCUAUAAUUGUUCCUGUUUGACUGGAUGGAGAGGAGAUAACUGCACAUCUGACGUAGAUGAAUGCGAUAAUCACGUGUGUAAAAACAACGCCACGUGUACCAAUACUGUCGGCGGCUAUAAGUGUAGUUGUACCAAAGGUUGGCGGGGGAGGACAUGCGAGGAGGAUAUAGAUGAAUGUGUCUCACACAAUCCUUGUUUAAAUCACGGACACUGCAGAAACAUCGAUGGUGGCUACCAUUGUAAUUGUUCAAAAAAUUGGACUGGAAAAAACUGUUCAGAGGACGUCGAUGAAUGUAAAACAAAUAAUAUCUGUCUUCAUGGUGGUACCUGUUCAAAUACUCACGGUGGCUUCGCGUGUUCUUGUGUAAAAGGAUGGACAGGGAAUACAUGUGAAAACGACUUGAAUGAGUGUAAUAACAAAGUCAUAUGCAAACAUGGAGGAAUAUGUAAUAAUAUCGGUGGUGGCUUUACAUGUAAUUGUACUGUUGGAUGGACUGGUGACACGUGUCAAACCGACAUCAACGAGUGUCAAUCUCAUCCCUGUCAGCAUGGCGGCACGUGCAAUAACACCGACGGAAACUUCACGUGUAACUGUCCUCAUGGUUGGACGGGCAACCUGUGUGAUACUGACGUCAACGAAUGCCACCCUAUUAAUCCUUGUCAACAUGGUGGCACGUGUCGAAAUUCCAAAGGCAGCUAUACCUGUCAUUGUUCUCAUGGCUGGUCAGGCAACAAGUGUCAAACCGACAUCGAUGAAUGUCACCAAAAUCCUUGUCAACAUGGUGGAACUUGUCAAAAUUCACAAGGGAGCUUCGCAUGUAGCUGUUCUAACGGUUGGACAGGCAACAAGUGUCAAACUGACAUCAACGAGUGUCAACAUAAUCCUUGCCAACAUCGGGGCACCUGUAACAAUGUAGAUGGUAAUUAUACGUGUCACUGUAGGCAAGGCUGGACGGGUUGGAAUUGUGGCCAUGAUGUAAACGAAUGUCAAAUGACUCCGAAAGUGUGUAGAAAUAACGCGACGUGUCACAAUACCGAGGGCGGCUAUAAUUGUUCCUGUUUGACUGGAUGGAGAGGAGAUAACUGCACAUCUGACGUAGAUGAAUGCGAUAAUCACGUGUGUAAAAACAACGCCACGUGUACCAAUACUGUCGGCGGCUAUAAGUGUAGUUGUACCAAAGGUUGGCGGGGGAGGACAUGCGAGGAGGAUAUAGAUGAAUGUGUCUCACACAAUCCUUGUUUAAAUCACGGACACUGCAGAAACAUCGAUGGUGGCUACCAUUGUAAUUGUUCAAAAAAUUGGACUGGAAAAAACUGUUCAGAGGACGUCGAUGAAUGUAAAACAAAUAAUAUCUGUCUUCAUGGUGGUACCUGUUCAAAUACUCACGGUGGCUUCGCGUGUUCUUGUGUAAAAGGAUGGACAGGGAAUACAUGUGAAAACGACUUGAAUGAGUGUAAUAACAAAGUCAUAUGCAAACAUGGAGGAAUAUGUAAUAAUAUCGGUGGUGGCUUUACAUGUAAUUGUACUGUUGGAUGGACUGGUGACACGUGUCAAACCGACAUCAACGAGUGUCAAUCUCAUCCCUGUCAGCAUGGCGGCACGUGCAAUAACACCGACGGAAACUUCACGUGUAACUGUCCUCAUGGUUGGACGGGCAACCUGUGUGAUACUGACGUCAACGAAUGCCACCCUAUUAAUCCUUGUCAACAUGGUGGCACGUGUCGAAAUUCCAAAGGCAGCUAUACCUGUCAUUGUUCUCAUGGCUGGUCAGGCAACAAGUGUCAAACCGACAUCGAUGAAUGUCACCAAAAUCCUUGUCAACAUGGUGGAACUUGUCAAAAUUCACAAGGGAGCUUCGCAUGUAGCUGUUCUAACGGUUGGACAGGCAACAAGUGUCAAACUGACAUCAACGAGUGUCAACAUAAUCCUUGUCAACAUCGGGGCAUCUGUAACAAUGUAGAUGGUAAUUAUACGUGUCACUGUAGGCAAGGCUGGACGGGUAUGAAUUGUGGCCAUGAUGUAAACGAAUGUCAAAUGACUCCGAAAGUGUGUAGAAAUAACGCGACGUGUCACAAUACCGAGGGCGGCUAUAAUUGUUCCUGUUUGACUGGAUGGAGAGGAGAUAACUGCACAUCUGACGUAGAUGAAUGCGAUAAACACGUGUGUAAAAACAACGCCACGUGUACCAAUACUGACGGCGGCUAUAAGUGUAGGUGUACCAAAGGUUGGCGGGGGAGUACAUGCGAGGUGGAUGUAGAUGAAUGUCAAAUCAACCCUUGCCACAACGAGGCUACUUGUCACAACAAUAUCGGAUCGUUUGAAUGUGUCUGUAGGAGUGGAUGGUCAGGACGUCACUGUGACGUGGAUAUAGACGAAUGUAAACAGACGAUUAUCUGCCAUCAUGGAUCGUGUCUUAACACUAAUGGGAGUUACGUAUGUAAGUGUAUGGAAGGGUGGGGUGGCACAAACUGUUCGGACGAUAUACAAUCUACAACGGAUCAUCGUGUCUAUGAAACCACUUCUAAAGAAUACAGUCACUUGAAUACCAAAGACAUUUCUGUCGAGAUGACGUCAAUGUCAGAACUAAAACCUCAAAAAUCGGAAGGUGUCAGUAAAAUUACACAGACCUCAACGCCUCAAAUGGCCACACAUGAGCAAACGUUAUCCACGUCAAAACAAACCCUAACUACGCCAUCCACGUCAAAACAAACCCUAACUACGCCAUCCACGUCAAAGCACCGAUCGACCACGCUGCCGACUUCAAAACAAUAUACGGCUUCCAAAUUCAGCAAUAUCAAAAGCGAUGUUGUUUCUACAACGUAUGAACCAACCACAACGACAAGCAAAAGUGUUCGUAGUAGUAGACAUGGUUUGGUUAGUUCAACGACAAAUACAGAAAGACCAGUGGUACCCACUACAGCCUUUGUAGCGACCUCGACACCCGGGAAUAUAGGUAUGACUUCCAGGACGUCACAGACUGCAAAGCCAACCAUUAAAGCGGCUGGACCAUCGAACGCAAACGCUAACAAGGGGAAUCAGAGCUGGACGGCUAAUAACUGGCCGAUACUAGCCGGUGUAGGGGGUGUGGUAUUACUGAUUAUCGUCGCAGCAGUGGUCAUACACAAAAGACGAAAAAUGAAAGCUAAUGUAGCGACAUAUAUAGAUGAGAAUGAUCUGAGAGCCAGGGACAACACCCGGGACAGUACCGCCGCUGUAGUGUUCGAAAACACUGUUUACAACACAAUGGACACAUCUCAUCAAUAUGUAUGUACGCUCGAUAAGCCGGACGAGAUACAGGAUGAUGAUCAUGAGGAGGAGGGGGAUGAUUCCUAUUCUGAAAUGAAUGAAAACGAAUGCCGACUCUAAUACAACGUGGAUCUAUCUGCUGACCAAACAUUUAAACGUGUCACGUGGAGCCAUAUGCCUAUAUAUGGUUCGCAUUCAAACAGUCGCCGGUGUGUAGACAUGUGUUACAAUGUGAUUUGUAUGAUGUCGAAUUGUUAGUUAGGGCCAACAAGUGAAUGCCGUGGUGAUAACACAAGAAUGUACAUAUAGCUUCAAUAAUGAACAGCUGAGGUCAACACUGUCAAUUCCAAAUACCUUCAAUGUCGAACACCAAGUUAGCAUAGACAUAUUGGUAUACCUUCAAUGUCGAACACCAAGUUAGCAUAGACAUAUCGGUAUACCUUCAACAACGAACAACAUA